This is a messenger RNA of Polypterus senegalus (gray bichir), 2097 nucleotides long. Its product is annotated as mitochondrial dicarboxylate carrier-like. Bases 325 to 1179 code for a protein of 284 amino acids. Gene Ontology annotation, molecular function: oxaloacetate transmembrane transporter activity; malate transmembrane transporter activity; succinate transmembrane transporter activity. The record is from RefSeq and is a predicted model, not a curated record. Gene Ontology annotation, biological process: phosphate ion transmembrane transport; oxaloacetate transport; malate transmembrane transport. Lineage: Eukaryota; Metazoa; Chordata; Cladistia; Polypteriformes; Polypteridae. The transcript is spliced from 11 exons.
CGGUCUGCCAUAACGCUCUGCUAUUGGCUGGCACUUCGCUCUACUUCUUCACAGUGCGGCAGUGGCAGCUGCUUGUGGGAGCGAAAAUGCAGCCGUUACAGCGAUAGUCGUGUCAUAAUUCUCCAUUCUGCAAACAUGUUGCAUUCCUGCAGGAGCUUAAACAUUAACUGGUAGAGUGUGACCAAGAAAUCCUCCUGUCUUGACAUUAUAAAAGGAGGACGGUUAAUCGGGCGGGCUGGCUCCCCUAGCCCAGGCAGGACCUCAAGUCAACAUUCGCAUCACCAGAUCUAAGUUGGCCGAGCAAAGCGACGAAGAGCCAUCGAAAUGACAGAGAAGAGGAUCUCGAGGUGGUACUUCGGAGGGAUAGCGUCUUGCGGGGCGGCAUGUUGCACUCAUCCGCUCGACCUGCUCAAGGUGCACUUGCAGACGCAGCAGGAGGUGAAGAUGAGGAUGACUGGGAUGGCCCUUCAAGUUGUUCGCAGCGAUGGCUUUUUUGCCCUCUACAACGGGCUGAGCGCUUCCUUGUUCAGACAGAUGACCUACUCUCUGACGCGCUUUGCCAUUUAUGAGACUGUGAGGGACAAACUGGCCGGUCAAGGACCUCUUCCCUUCUACCAGAAAGUCUUACUUGGAGCCUUUGGAGGUUUCACUGGUGGCUUUAUAGGAACGCCAGCUGAUAUGGUCAAUGUUAGAAUGCAGAAUGAUAUGAAGCUUCCUGCUGAACUAAGAAGAAACUACGCUCACGCACUGGAUGGGAUGUUCAGGGUCUGGAGAGAAGAGGGAUUAAGGAAACUUUUUUCUGGAGCCACCAUGGCAUCUAGUCGAGGGGCUCUGGUCACAGUAGGGCAGCUGGCCUGCUACGACCAAGCUAAGCAGCUCGUUCUGAGCACGGGUUUCCUGUCGGAUAAUAUCUUCACCCACUUCCUUUCCAGUUUUAUUGCGGGUGGCUGUGCCACUUUCCUUUGCCAGCCUUUGGAUGUUUUGAAGACCAGGCUGAUGAACUCCAAAGGGGAAUACCGGGGUGUAAUGCAUUGCAUAGUGGAGACAGGAAAACUGGGACCUUUGGCCUUUUAUAAGGGCUUUGUUCCUGCUGCAAUUCGACUUGUCCCACACACGAUCCUCACAUUUGUCUUUCUUGAACAACUUCGAAAGUACUUUGGGAUCAAAGUUAUAGCAUGAUGUUUUGGGGGAGGGGGACCCAGCAUGGAGAGUCGGCACUUCUUAUCUUUCCGAUUUGUGGAGAGCAGCGACGGACGAAAAGAAAUGGACGAUGGAGUCAUGUCCUUUGUCAAUCAAGUUUGCAGCCUUUAAUUAUAAAAAUGAAAUACAAUUCCAGUGUACUAGUUAGGGGAGUAAUUCUAAUUGAUAGUUUUAUGCUGAAUCUUAAUAUAUUGUAAUGAAAAGAUUUUGAUUUAUUGUAAUUUUGAAUUAACACACUAAAAGUGGUGUCUUUUUCAUUUAGGGAGACAAAAAAAAAAAGACGUUUUAGUUUAUAGCCUAGCAGUAUCACUCUUUCUUAAACAAAUGAGAAGUUGAAUGAAUUUGUGUAAUGUUUGUCCUGAAUGAGGUCAUUUGUCACUACUGUAGCUCACUGCAGGCCACAAAGUGGUAAAGGGGCAUUUUAGUGGCACUUUCAGCUUUAAUUAGUCACAGUCACUGGUGUUAAUUUAAAUGGGGGUCCUUUGUCCACUUACACUAAGGUCCAUUCUGAGUUGCCUCCAGAUGGAGACGGCUGGCUUUAUAUGGUUGUCUGGAAUCUUACAGACCUUUAACGGGGCAUUAAUUCACCUGUUAUUUUAUUUUAUUUUUUUUUACUUUUGGUGUUUUCCUUACUGGCCUGUAGACUCGAGACCCCUCAAGUAUGUGCACAUUUACACUGUUUUCUGUGAUUUGUACGUUUUCUCCUGUAGUAUGGCCAAUUAAAACAGAUCUUGAGGUUUUCUAGAGGGUGAAUUACUUGGGGAGUUGGUGCUUAGUAUAAAACUGGAAGCGGGCGACGAUGUAACCAGAAGUGCCUUAAAGCCAGGAGUGUUCAGUCUGAAUGCCCACUCUGGUGUCGCUUUACAAAAAAUGUAUAGAUAGAAAUGUGAAAAAUGU